CACGCUCGGGACGUCAGCGCCCGUUGGACGCCUUUGAAGGCCCCUUUCCGGGCUGUCUGGCGAGAGCCAAAUGUCAGCCUGUGUCGGUCGAUUACCUCGCCCUCUUUUUCGCAAGAAACGACAGUAUCCUCACAGGCUCCCCUCGUCCUCAGGGACGAUGCCCUCCCCCCCAGGAAAGAAUGGCUGUGGUCGGCGUUUCUUCAGGCUGCGCCGUGGGCAGCCCACAGGCCCUUGAAAGGCGCAUGCGCGGCCCCGCCUCUUUCUUUUCGGCCGGAACCGCCAUCUUCCAGUAAUUCGCCAAAAUGACCAACACAAAGGGAAAGAGGAGGGGCACCCGCUACAUGUUCUCUAGGCCUUUUAGAAAACAUGGAGUUGUUCCUUUGGCCACAUACAUGCGAAUCUACAAGAAGGGUGAUAUUGUAGAUAUCAAGGGAAUGGGUACUGUUCAAAAAGGAAUGCCCCACAAAUGUUACCAUGGCAAAACUGGGAGAGUCUACAAUGUUACCCAGCAUGCUGUUGGCAUCAUUGUAAACAAACAAGUUAAGGGCAAGAUUCUUGCCAAGAGAAUUAAUGUGCGUAUCGAGCAUAUUAAGCACUCUAAGAGCCGAGAUAGCUUCCUAAAACGUGUGAAGGAAAAUGAUCAGAAAAAGAAGGAAGCCAAAGAGAAAGGGACUUGGGUUCAGCUGAAGCGCCAGCCUGCUCCACCCAGAGAAGCACACUUUGUGAGGACCAAUGGAAAGGAACCUGAACUGUUGGAACCCAUUCCCUAUGAAUUCAUGGCCUGAAGGGUGUAAAAAUAAAGACCUGGACUGUA
Cervus elaphus (red deer) is the source of this 814-nucleotide messenger RNA. RefSeq names its product ribosomal protein L21 (gene RPL21). Gene Ontology annotation, biological process: translation. The record is from RefSeq and is a predicted model, not a curated record. The transcript is spliced from 6 exons. The coding region runs from base 303 to 785 and encodes 160 amino acids. Gene Ontology annotation, molecular function: structural constituent of ribosome. NCBI's taxonomy places the organism in Eukaryota, Metazoa, Chordata, Mammalia, Artiodactyla, Cervidae. Gene Ontology annotation, cellular component: cytosolic large ribosomal subunit; ribosome.